AUGUCAAGUACAGCAGUUGAUGACUCAUCAAUUCCUGACUUAGCCCAAGAUCUAAAGCUUCCUGAUGCGUCUGUCGACCGCUACAUCUCGAUGCUGGUGCUGCAGCUGGUACCGGACCCCGAUGCCAUGUUGCGCGAAUCCCAUCGCGUGCUCGGGUCUGGCGGCGUCGCUGGGUUCGUGAUCUGGGGCCAGGUCGAGCACACUGCGUUCUUCCGGCUGCUGGCCGCCGCCAACGACAAGCUCGGCGUCCCUUCGGGGUUCACAUCCAACUACGCACUGGGACGAGACCUGCCGACACUCCGGGCUAAACUUCGAACCGCGGGGUACUCGUCUACGUGCGUGUGGCCGUACUUGGCCGUUGCUGAGAAAUGGGAAGCAGAAAAGUAUGCGACGCUGGCGGGCCGGCUGUUCCCCGUGGACGACGAGGCCUUCCACCUCCGACGGCAUGCAGUUCGUGGAAUUGGCGGCGGCGUGGCUGGCCACAGGGCAACCCAUUGGAAUGGAAACGUACUUGGUCGUGACCAAGAAAGAAUGAUCCGCCGCUUCGGCUGA
Messenger RNA from Aphanomyces astaci, 552 nucleotides. RefSeq lists its product as hypothetical. Gene Ontology annotation, molecular function: S-adenosylmethionine-dependent methyltransferase activity. The record is from RefSeq and is a predicted model, not a curated record. NCBI's taxonomy places the organism in Eukaryota, Oomycota, Saprolegniomycetes, Saprolegniales, Verrucalvaceae. The transcript has a single exon. The coding region runs from base 1 to 552 and encodes 183 amino acids.